AUGGUGCUCGAGUUCGAUUCUUAUAGCGAGCGAAAAGCUUUUGACGAGACAAAAGCUGGAGUUAAAGGUCUCGUUGAUGCUCAAAUCACUGAGGUUCCUCGUAUCUUCCGUCUUCCUCAAGGUACCUUAGCCGACAAGAAACCAUCUGUUUCUUCCUCGAGUUUUGCAAUCCCUAUCAUCGAUUUUGCAGACGUCCACGUGGACGCAGUAUCGCGUGAAGUCGUUGUGAAGAAGAUCAAAGACGCUGCAGAGAAGUGGGGAUUCUUUCAGGUGAUUAACCAUGGUGUUCCUUUAAGUGUUCUUGAAGAGAUUAAAAAUGGAGUUGUUAGGUUUUAUGAGGAAGAUCUUGAGGUUAAGAAAUCUUACUUCUCACGUGACGUAUCCAAGAGCUUUAACUACAAUAGUAAUUUCGAUCUCUACAGUUCUUCUUCUUCAUGUGUUAAUUGGAGAGAUACUUUUGCUUGUUACAUGGCUCCUGAUCCUCCAAACCCUGAAGAGCUCCCAAUAGCUUGUAGGGAUGCUAUGAUCGAAUACUCGAAGCAUAUGAUGAGCUUGGGUGAUUUGCUCUUUAAGCUUCUCUCAGAAGCACUUGGUUUAAACUCUGAGAUGCUUAAAAGUAUGGAUUGCAUGAAGGGUUUGCUUAUGCUCUGCCAUUAUUACCCUCCAUGUCCUCAACCUGACCUAGCUUUGGGCACAAGUAAGCAUUCCGACAACUCCUUCCUCACCAUUCUCCUUCAGGACCAAAUUGGUGGUCUUCAAGUUUUUCAUCAAGACUGUUGGGUCGAUGUCGUUCCUCUUCCCGGGGCUCUCGUUAUCAACAUUGGAGAUUUCUUGCAGAUAGUAACGAAUGACGAAUUCAUAAGCGUGGAGCAUAGGGUGCUUGCGAACAAAGCUGGACCGAGGAUUUCAGUAGCGAGCUUUUUCAGUACGAGUAUGCUUCCGAAUUCAACUGUUUAUGGACCAAUCAAAGAGCUUCUCUCUGAAGAAAACCCUCCUAAAUACAGAGACAUCAAUUUAAAAGAAUACUCAAAAGGUUACUUUGAGAAAGGCCUCGAUGGAACAUCGUUUCUCUCGAACUUCAAGAUAUGA
Messenger RNA from Arabis nemorensis, 1089 nucleotides. The record is from the annotation of a GenBank genome assembly. Lineage: Eukaryota; Viridiplantae; Streptophyta; Magnoliopsida; Brassicales; Brassicaceae.